Messenger RNA from Melampsora larici-populina 98AG31, 384 nucleotides. RefSeq lists its product as uncharacterized. The coding region runs from base 1 to 384 and encodes 127 amino acids. The record is from RefSeq and is a predicted model, not a curated record. The transcript is spliced from 3 exons. NCBI's taxonomy places the organism in Eukaryota, Fungi, Basidiomycota, Pucciniomycetes, Pucciniales, Melampsoraceae.
AUGACGAAUGUCUUCAAGUUCACAAUUCCACGCCCUCUUCAUAAGUUUAUUAUCCCGCGUGGCUAUGAUUAUAACCUUGCUUCAGCCGAAGAGCUCGAAGAGAUUUUUCAAAUUUUCUUUCCCAACACUGUCAUCACGAGACCCGUUGGUCCACUCACCAGAGAAGCCUCCAUUGAACGCUUCAAAGACUUGGUGCUCCCUUGCAUCCUGGCUUGUUCUAUCUGGCGUCCUGAAGAAGACUUACUUGUGUAUUUUGAGGACAUGGUCCACGCGGCUCCAGGAACUGCGGACAAGCCCUCGACACCGCCACAACAAUCGGAACGGACAAUGAUCAUGAUUCCUCAUACUUCUCCUUUGGACCCAGAUAGUUCUUAUGCGGCCUAA